AUGUCCAGAGACAGUUGGCUCGAGGAGAUAUUGAGAUUUGCCGAGCACGAGGAAACUGAUGAAGGUUAUUUCCAAUUGAACGUAUUGGGAGAGACAAUUGAUUUCCGAAUAUCAAAACUGGAUCGUCCUGUUUCAUUGAUUCACGAGGGUGAAUAUGAACCAGUCAUUCAAUUGAUUCAUGGUUAUUUCCUUGGUUUUUUCGGAUCUUCUAUCGAGUAUCAAUGGAUGGCACGUGACUACAUGCAUUCUAUUCCACUGCUUCAAAACUUAUCAGCAUGUUUUGAAAUGAUGGUUAUUGACUUUUAUUCGGAGGACUAUAACCAACUUGAACACUUUUUCUCCUCAUAUCCGGUUUGGAAAUGGAUUAAUAUCUACUUUACGAGGAUGACAGAAGUGUUUAGUCCACAAUCGAAACUAUAUCAGGCAGAAUAUAUUCAGAUCGAUCAACACACUGCCACUAAUGUUUUACGUAAUUUUCAAGGAAAACGAGCAGUUAUAAACCACACCAUUUUCGAGGUUUUGGACUUGAUCGAGUUCAUAAAUAAAUGGGAAUCUGGAGAAGCAUUUCACAAACUAGAAUAUUUAAAAAUUGAGAAACGUUGGGGCGAAAUUUUCCAGGACCAUUUUUUGGAUGCAGUUGGUGCAAAGUAUAUUGAUCCAAACAGAAAACCCCCAACACAUACUCUGCCCAAAUUGCAAGUUGAGGAUGAUAGAAAGCUGAAUACGGAUCCAAUCACCAGCCACGCAUAUGUAUUGAACGUAUCUGGAAAGCUGGGGAAUUUUCGGCACGUGGAAGAUGAUGUUUUGACGAUGAUGGCUGAUGAUGGGAAAAUGAAUACGGAUCCAAUCACCAGCAACACGUAUGUUGUUAGAGAAACAGAUAAUCAUGUAGCAUCUGUUCAGAUUCAGGGAGGAACGUUCAGUUUUGGAAAACUUAUCAAUGGAGGACCACGACACUCCACAGAAUCUCCAGUGAAUGAUGAUUUUCCGCCAAAUUCAGCUAAUCAAAAUCCAGAAGUCGAAGUAACUUUGGAAAUGUAUAGAGAGCUGGUAACCGCUACGCAAAACGCCAAAGCCGGAUUCCAAAAUCAAUUAUUGAUAAUUUCAAAUUUGGAGGAAAAACUGAAAGAGAAGGCACAAACGGAUAAGGAAGCAAUAAGUACACUGGAAGCUGAUCUGAAAAAGGCCGACAUUUUGUAUGAAACAGAGCUGAAUGAAAAGAAGAAUAUGCUAAUGGCUUCCUCCAGCCAAGGCGUUCCAGAACCGUCAUCAAGCAAUCAGGCUGAAAAAUCAGUCCACAUGGGCCAUGACAUGGCACAAAAAAGGCAAAUGAUCGCUAAAAAGAAGUACCAUAAAUUGAGAAAGAAUAUUCGUUUAUUCAAAAAGAAAAUGGUCCAUAAAAUGAAUAGAAUUCGUGUAAAUCAAAAAAAAGAAGUUAGAAGAUUGAAGGCAAAGGUAGAAAAGGUAAAUGAAGCAAAAAGAGAGGUCGAAGAGGCAUGGGAUGAGGGAAAAGCGAAAAUGGAUGGAGACGGGUAUUUUGAUAAUUUUGGAGGCAAAAAUGAACCACCGUUGGGCAAUCUUAUGAAAGCCAUGCGUCGUGCGCAGGAUUUGAACAUAAAACUUCGGAAGAGAGGGGAGAAAAUUAUGGAAGAGCUACAGUACUUCAAAGAUAGAUUUAGGACAAUUAUGGAUAUUGUCGAAUCGAAAAGGAUUAAUAAAGAGGAAAAAUAUAAUCAGAUGGUUAAGAAAUUUAUUGAGAUUCAGGAGAAGCAGGAUGGUGUUCCAUCCACUUUAGGACCACAGCCUGCAAAAAAAAGUAUUGCAUUGAAUACAUCCAACGACGUCAAUCGCUCCAAAAAAUCAAGUCUACAAUUAAGCCGUUCUGAGUGUUCCCUUCUCAAAACACCAAGAGAAAAUUUGGAAGAAAGACUCGAAAAAUUGAAAAUAGACUACAAUAAAGCAGGAAAAAUUUGCAAGCGUAUGGAGAAAUUCAUCGUAAAACUCAAAGAAGAAAUUGAAGCCAAGAAUUCAACUGUGAAGAAAUUGCUCAGCGAAAAGAAAGAUUUACAGUCAAAGCUGAAUCGAUCGAUUAGAAAUUGUGAUACAUUUGAGGAGAAGUUAGAGGAUAUGGAGGAGGAAAAUAGGAAAUUGAUUGCUCAAAUCGCUCAUUUGACAAAAGAAAAAAUCAAAGAAAUUGAGCAUUUGGAAGACAAGUUAAAACGUUACGAGGAGCAGUAUGAGCUGUCUUUUAUCACAAGAAAUCGUUUGGGAGUGGAGAAUCGAGGAUUUGUCAAAAUGUCACAUGAUGAAGUAGAAGAGGACAAAAAGAAAAUGCUCCAGGAGCUCAACGAAACAAAGGAGAGACUGGAAUCGAAAGUGAGAGAAGUGGCGGUGUUGGAAGCGAAAAAUUCAUGUCUUGAGGAGCAAUCAAAACUGUUGGCGGAGAUGAGAAAACGCUUGAGAGCAGGAAUUCCAGGAUUUGACAGAAUGACAAUUAAUGAGGUCACUUCUCAUAUCCUUGUGACACCAACUCAUGAGCAAUUGUCUGGAUUAGACAGAUCUGAAUGUUGA
This is a messenger RNA of Caenorhabditis briggsae, 2571 nucleotides long. NCBI's taxonomy places the organism in Eukaryota, Metazoa, Nematoda, Chromadorea, Rhabditida, Rhabditidae. Gene Ontology annotation, biological process: embryo development. The coding region runs from base 1 to 2571 and encodes 856 amino acids. The transcript is spliced from 10 exons. The record is from RefSeq and is a predicted model, not a curated record.